AUGGCGCCGCACUCGCGGGACGGCCGCAGAGUCCGUUUCGAGGAGAUCCGCGAGCUCGACGGCCACGGCGACGAACCAGAGCUGGGGGCCGGGCACGCGCGGGGCCGCGUGCCGCCGUGGCGGGAGCAGCUGACGGCGCGCGGGAUGGUGGCGAGCCUGGCGGUCGGCGCCAUGUACAGCGUCAUCGUGAUGAAGCUCAACCUCACCACGGGCCUCGUCCCCACGCUCAACGUCUCCGCCGCGCUCAUCGCCUUCGUCCUCCUCCGCGCCUGGACCAAGGCGCUGGCCCGCCUCGGCGUCGCCGCCCGCCCCUUCACGCGCCAGGAGAACACCGUCGUGCAGACCUGCGCCGUCGCCUGCUACGGCAUCGCCGUCGGAGGUGGGUUCGGGUCCUACCUGCUCGCGCUCGACAAGAACACCUACGAGAUGGCCGGGGAGGAGACGGAGGGCAACGUGCCGGGGAGCUACAAGGAGCCCGGCAUUGCGUGGAUGACCGGCUUCCUCCUCGCCGUCAGCUUCGUGGGGAUCAUCGCGCUCGUCCCUCUCAGGAAGAUUAUGAUAAUUGACUACAAAUUAACUUAUCCAAGCGGGACUGCAACAGCUGUGCUUAUAAAUGGAUUUCAUACGCCUCAUGGAGAUGCUAUGGCAAAAUUCUUCUUUGAUUUCAGCCUCACAUAUGUUGGGGCAGGGAUGAUUUGUUCCCACCUUGUUAACCUGUCUCUCCUUUUUGGCGCCAUUCUCUCCUGGGGUGUCAUGUGGCCUCUGAUCAGUGAUUUGGAAGGCGACUGGUAUCCAGCAAAUAUACCAGAAAGCAGCAUGAGCAGCCUGCAAGGCUACAAGGCCUUCAUAUGCAUAGCUCUCAUCCUAGGAGAUGGCCUGUACAAUUUUGUCAAGAUUAUUGUCUUCACUAUUAAGAAUCUGAUUGAAAAAUCAAAUCUGAAGAACACAAAGAAAGAUGAAGACAUUCCAGUGCUUGAUGACCUUCAUCGUAAUGAAGUUUUUAUGAAGGACAGUCUACCUUCAUGGCUAGCUUACUCUGGCUACGUUGCAUUAUCAGUUGCUGCAGUAAUUGUCAUCCCCAUGAUGUUCCGCGAGAUGAAGUGGUACUAUGUUGUCAUUGCGUACCUACUGGCUCCUGCCCUGGGUUUCUGCAACGCCUAUGGCGCCGGCCUUACUGAUAUCAACAUGGCCUACAAUUAUGGGAAGGUUGCCCUCUUCAUUCUUGCAGCCUGGGCUGGCAAAGACUCUGGUGUGGUUGCUGGCUUAGUAGGCUGCGGUCUGGUGAAGUCGCUGGUGUCAAUAUCUGCUGAUCUGAUGCAUGAUUUCAAGACUGGGCAUCUCACACUAACAUCUCCCAGAUCAAUGCUGAUUGCUCAGGCUAUUGGCACCGCCAUGGGCUGUAUCAUCGGGCCACUAACAUUCAUGCUGUUCUACAAGGCAUUUGACAUAGGCAACCCAGAAGGGCCCUGGAAGGCACCGUAUGCUCUAAUCUACCGAAACAUGGCGAUUCUUGGUGUGGAGGGUUUCUCUGCUCUACCCCAGCAUUGCUUGCAGCUGUGCUAUGGGUUCUUUGGCUUUGCAGUGGUGGCCAACCUUAUGAGGGACCUCUUGCCGCCGAAGUAUGGCAGGUGUGUUCCCCUACCGAUGGCAAUGGGGGUUCCUUUCCUCGUCGGCGCGAGCUUUGCCAUCGACAUGUGCGUGGGAAGCUUAGUAGUCUUCGUCUGGAACAUGAUGGACAGAAGUAAGGCUGCACUGAUGGUGCCGGCAGUUGCAUCUGGUUUGAUAUGUGGAGAUGGGCUUUGGAUCUUCCCUUCGGCCUUGCUUGCACUGGCCAAGAUCAGCCCACCAUUCUGCAUGGCAUUUAGGCCUACACACUAG
Molecule: messenger RNA, 1878 nt
Organism: Triticum turgidum subsp. durum (durum wheat)
Lineage: Eukaryota; Viridiplantae; Streptophyta; Magnoliopsida; Poales; Poaceae
Source: the annotation of a GenBank genome assembly